CACGCAACAGACGUGCCCCGCACGCUUAACCACUCAUCGUCCACUCCUCUCCGUCUCGACUCAGCCCCUCUCCCCGACUGUAUAAGCCACGCCCCCAGUUCACAGGUUGACACUUUUUUCCUACCCCACACUCGCUCCCCACACAACUCUCACUUUCACCCUCAUCCUCACUCUCACUUUUCCAUUCCGUUUCCUGUCUCAGUUCUCGACGCAGCAAUGUCCGCCGAGAAGUUUGGCUUCGCAGACAAGGGCCACUCGGGCUCCGACGUUGGCAAGACCGCCCCGACCUACGACGCCGAGGUGACGCCCGCAGGCGACCAGACCGUGCACGAUGCCGUCUUCGGUGAACUCGAAGAGGGAGGUCCCGACUACCGUGGUGUCGGCUCCGUGGGCGGCUUCAUUCUCAUGACCAAGGCCAACCUUGGUCUCGGUGUGCUCGCGCUCCCCUCCGUCUUUGGCGUCCUCGGCCUUGUACCCGGCAUCAUCAUCAUUCUCAUCAUCCAGUCCAUGAUUGCUUACUGUGGCCUCGCCAUCGGUACCUUCAAGGUCAACCACCCCGAGGUUUACGGUCUCGCCGACGCCGGCCGCGUCUUCGGCGGCCGUCUCGGUGGCGAAUUCUUUUACGUUACCUUCCAGAUUUUCAUGCUCUUCAUCAUCGGCUCGGCCCUCGUCGGUAUCUCGACUUCGCUGAAUGCCGUCUCGACGCACGGCACGUGCACGGCCGUGUUUGUCGCCGUCGCCGCCGUCGCGGGCUUCCUCUUCGGCUCGAUCCGCACCCUCUCCAAAGUCACUUGGAUUGGCUGGGUCGGCCUCUUCUCCAUCAUGGCGUCCAUCCUCACCCUCACCAUCGCUGUCGGUGUCCAGGACCGCCCGAGUGACGCGCCCAAGACCGGCCCCUGGGACAAGAAGGUCCAGAUCUUCGGCAACCCCACCUUUGCUCAGGCCAUGAGCGCGAUCAACGGCAUCGUCUUCUCGUACGGCGCUACCCCCAUGUACUUCGGUAUCGUCUCGGAGAUGAAGAACCCCCGCGUCUACGCCCGUUCGAUGGUCUCUUCCGUCUUCUUCCUCACCAUCGUCUACCUCGUCAUCGGCUCCGUCGUCUACUCCUUCGCUGGCCAGUACGUUGCCUCGCCUGCUCUUGGCACCGCCGGCGUGCUCCUUAAGAAGGUCUGCUACGGUAUUGCCAUCCCAGGCCUCCUCGCCUCGCUCACCAUCUUCUCCCACCUUGCCGGCAAGAACCUGUUCGUUCGCCUCCUGAAGGGCUCGUACCACCUCAACCACAGCACCAAGACGCACUGGAUUACCUGGCUUUCUUGCGUUCUUGGCUCGGUCAUUGUCGGCUACAUCAUUGCCUCGGCCAUUCCCAUCUUCGGCACCCUAAUUUCGCUCAUUGGAGCUGUCGUCUGCCCACUUGUCUGCUUCAUUCCGUACACCAUCAUGUGGAUCCACGACAACUGGCGCCUCUCUGACGUGCGCACGACUAAGCGCCGCAUGGGCUUCUACCUCAACAUCGUCCUUCUUAUCCUCGGCAUCUUCCUGCUGGCUGCAGGCACGUACGGCGCCAUCGAGGACCUCAUCACCGUCACCAAGGGCCCGAUUGGCAAGCCUUGGGGCUGCGCAGACAACUCGGGGUCCGUCAAGGAGUAGGGUGACAGAUGAUAUCAGAGGGCGAGGAAGAAUCAUUAAUAGCAUAUUAGAGUAGGGCACGGGUAACAUUGUGCGUGAUGCCAGAUAGUCUCUGACUUGAA
This is a messenger RNA of Cutaneotrichosporon oleaginosum, 1748 nucleotides long. RefSeq lists its product as uncharacterized. The record is from RefSeq and is a predicted model, not a curated record. NCBI's taxonomy places the organism in Eukaryota, Fungi, Basidiomycota, Tremellomycetes, Trichosporonales, Trichosporonaceae. Gene Ontology annotation, molecular function: L-amino acid transmembrane transporter activity. Gene Ontology annotation, biological process: amino acid transmembrane transport.